Molecule: messenger RNA, 3831 nt
Organism: Effrenium voratum
Lineage: Eukaryota; Dinophyceae; Suessiales; Symbiodiniaceae
Source: the annotation of a GenBank genome assembly
AGCUGUUCUGGUUCAGAACGUCUUUGUCCGUUGCGCCGUGGCUCUAUGGACGGCCUUGGACAUCCCCAGGCAAAUGGGCCGCCCUCACCCGACGGCCCACCCGCCUACACCUUUCCGCAGAGACCCGCGCAGAACGUCAGCCCCCGCGCGAGAGGCAGGGGGGCGCCUGCGCGCCGCUCAGACUCCGACUUGGAUGAGGAGCCCUACGGCUACACCAAGGAGAACCUACCUCCAUGUUCGGAGCACGAGCUGGAGUUCAUCGUGCCUCAAGCCACCUCCUACGCCAGCGGCCAGAAAGUGCGGUCGCCACCUCUGGUCGUGCGGAACUUCAGAUUUAGGAUACUUUGCUUCCCUGCGGGCACCUCCAGCGCUGGUGGCUCUGCGGUGAGCGCAUUUGUUGAGGCCGAUCCGCCGGAAGGGCUGGACCCUCGAUGGGUCUUCCAGGGCGUGAAGUACCAGGUGGUUCUGGUCAACUGGCUGGACUACCGCAGAAGCGCCCAUAAGGUCGACAGCUGGAACUUCUCCAAGGAGGGAAUCGACCGAGGUUGGCACGAAAUGGUCAGGACCGCGGAGCUGUCUCAGGACACGGGAUGGUUAGGCCCCAACGAUAGCCUCUGCUUCCGGGCGUGCUGCUGCGUUCGCCAGGCGGACAGCAUUGCGAUCGGCUCCGAGUACAACCCUAGGAGAGAGACCGGCUAUGUGGGGCUCAUGAAUCACGGCGCAACGUGCUACAUGAACGGCUUGCUGCAAAGCCUGUUCCAUGCCGGCGAGUUCAGGCAUAUCGUGUAUUCUAUUGACACCGAGAAGGACGAAAAGGAUGACGCUGCCAUGGAGAAGGGCGACCCGCUGGAUGAAGGCGACAUUUCGCUGAUCCAGGCGCUGCAGAACGUCUUCUACAAGCUCCAGACCUCCGAGACAGCGGUGAAUUGCAAGGAGCUGAUGAAGUCCUUCGGCUGGGACACCACGGACGCCUUCACCCAGCACGAUGCGCAGGAGCUGAACCGGAUUCUCUGUGACCGCUUGGAGGAACAGAUGAAGGGCACCAAGAUGGAUGGCUCCAUCAAGCGGCUAUUCGAAGGCGAGAUGGAGAACUAUAUCGAGUGCCUGGAUGUCAACUUCACCUCCAAGAGAACAGAGACGUUCUACGACAUUCAGCUGAACAUCAAGAGCGAGCGGGGCCACGAUCUGCAGACCAUCGAGGAGUCUCUGCGAGAAUUCACGGCAGACGAGAUGCUGGAUGGGGACAACAUGUACGAGGCCGAGGGCCAUGGCAAGCAGCGGGCAAAGAAGGGCAUCCGCUUUGUGACCUUCCCGCCGGUGCUGAAUCUGCAGCUGAAGCGCUUCCACUUCGACAUGGAGCGGAUGGACAUGGUGAAGCUGAACAGCCGCUUCGAGUUCCCCCGGCGCUUGGAUCUCUCCCAGUUCGCGCCCGGCGCGGGGCACUACCAGCUACAUUCCGUGGUGGUGCACAGCGGAGACGUGAACAGUGGCCACUACUAUGCCUACAUCAGGCCAAACCUGGAUGAGCGGUGGGUGAAGUUCGACGAUGACAAUGUGACCUUUUGUAGCGACUUCGCCGCGGUGGAGGACAACUUUGGAGGCUGCGAUCUCAAUACCUGCAACUACUUUGAUCGCAGUCCCGGAGAGCUGAGACAUUUUCAGUGGCCCACGCGCGCGCGGAUCCACAAUGCGUACAUGCUCGUGUACAUCCGCGAGGAUUGCGCGGAAGAUGUCUUGAAGGUCCCAGACCCCCUUCAGGUGAACCGAAGAAUGGUGGACAGGUGCAACGCGGAGGUGAGAAUGUUGGAGCAGCGCCGGCGAGAGAAGCUGGAGCUACAGACAAAGAUCAGGAUCAAUUUGGUGCUGGAGCACGACUUGUGCUCCAUGAUUGGCUUCUGGGAUUACAACAUCCCCAGCAGGCGCUCCUUUGAGAUGAAUCGGGACCAGUUGGUGAAGGACUUAUCGGCCCAGGCGAGCGCUUACCUACAGGUUGAUGCAAACCAUGUGGCCCUCUUCAGCCUGCACAUGCGGUCCACGGCAAGACAGGUGAGGUUCGAGUUCAUGCCGUUGGACAAGACGUUGAGGUCGCAGAUCCCGCAGGUCACCUCACCUCACUACGACUCCUCCAAUCCCAGCUUGACGGUCCUUUGCGUGGCUGCCAAUGGCUACGAGGUGUCACCUGCACCUCUGAGGUGGAACCCACCAGCGCCCAGCGACCGCCCGGAGGAGCUCUCAAGGUGGGACGAGGAGCAGGUGGUGAUGCUGGUGGUAAAGUACUUCUGCGUGCAGACGCGGAAGAUCAUCACUCUCGGCUGCUUCUACAUGCCGACCACUAACACUUUGGUGGAAAUGGUAAAGCACAAGUGGGUCCACGAGAGGCUCCAACCCUUUUUGGACACUCAGCAGGUGGCGCCUCUGCCUCCCAACAUGAGCUCUGCGGCUAGGGAGGAUGGCGCGCUCACCUGGGAGUGCUGGGAGGAAUACACCGAGCGAGAGGUGCAGCAGCGGAACCCCCGGAAGACCGUGAAGUCCGAGCGCUUGUGGACCGGAGACAUCCUCGUGUGGCAGCAGGUCUCUCCCCCGCCCGAGGUGGCUGGAGAGGAGUAUUUGCUUCAGCCCGGUCAGGUUGCUCCCACCUACCCGGUGAACAACGUGGCCGAUUUGGCCGAGCAUCAGUUGAAUACCAUCGACGUGCAAGUGACUUUGGUGGACAGCAAACAGCCACUUUGCAUCGACGGCGUGGUGAUGAACGGCCACUGGGGGCCUUACAGGCCAUCCACAGAGGGUGGAAGGGAAGAGAAGCCAGAGGACGCGGCGCUUGCAAAGAGCCCCUCAGCCUUCACUCCGGCAGUGACCAAGGAGCUCCACAUGGAUCUGCGCUGGCAACAGCACCAUGUGGUAGGCGUCCUUGCCCAAGCCUUUGAUCUCAAAAACGUGGCGACGGCAGCCGAUCCCACUCCUCAGCCGGAGACCUUCCUGUGGCUGUUCCAGUCAUCGCCCUCCAAUGGUGAGGAGCCGCUGCCGCACUCGUUGAACCGGACGAUUCUGAAGGACAUCCAGAGGCUUGCGCCAUAUGUCCCGGCGUCCGCAGGCAAGAAGCCUCUGAACGUCCACGCAGUUGAGAUGCCUUUCCGACCAGGCGUGGAGCCUCCUGAGUGGGCCUUUGGCGUCCGCUUUUUCGACUCGGCCGUCCGAGAGGUUGGGAGCGCGAUCUGUGUUCUAAAUGCCAACGGCACCGUAGAGGACUUGCUGACGGCAGUCGCGCCAAAGAUCCAGCCGGAGUGGAACAUCACUGGCCCACUGCGGGCGAUGGAGGUGAUCGAUGGCCUAGCAAAUGUCUACAGGCCCCAGACCUUGCUGCGGACCCUGCACUGCUACGGCAAGUUCAAUAUGCUCUAUCACUGCAUCCGCGUUGAGGCGGAUCCCGGUGCCGGGAUGCCUCCGGACCAACAUCUGGUGGAGGUUCACCACUGCGACCGCUCCAGCCAGCAGGCCUUUGGCCAGCCUUUGUUUCUUCCCGCUGCGCCCGGAGAAAAGGUCGGGAGCUUCAAGUCCCGCUGCAAGGAUCGAUUGGGUGUUUCCGAGAAUGAGUUCAAGACCUGGAGGCUGGUCCGCAUUGGCCAGAGGUCCGGGCGUCAGCAUUUGAAGGAUGAUGAGCUCCUUGAGGUUUCGGAGGAGGGGAGCCGGCUCUGCUUGGAGCAUCUUCAUCCGAAUCCAAGUUAUGCUAGAACAUCCAGAUACAACAAGCCCUUGACAAUCAAGUGAGAGCGCAGCCCUGCGCUUGUAAAUAGCCCGCGCCCGUUUGGACCAUGCAGUAAUUGGUUACCCUCG